This is a messenger RNA of Leptidea sinapis, 3624 nucleotides long. RefSeq names its product acid phosphatase type 7. Gene Ontology annotation, molecular function: metal ion binding; acid phosphatase activity. Bases 548 to 1885 code for a protein of 445 amino acids. NCBI's taxonomy places the organism in Eukaryota, Metazoa, Arthropoda, Insecta, Lepidoptera, Pieridae. The record is from RefSeq and is a predicted model, not a curated record. The transcript has 10 exons.
GGUGUGUAGUUCUAUGAUUUUUUUUUACUUUCGUAAUUAGUGCAUCUUCCCAUAACACAAGACGGCAUUUUAAUGUUGUACCUAUAUCAAAUUGUAAGCAAUUCUGUCAAUAACAAACGCGUGUGUACCGUUUUCGUAUCGAGAGAGCGACUACGACAAAAGGAACCAAUUGACUCAAUUUAGGCGAUUGAUUUUCUGCGCGCUAGUGAUAUAUCUACCUCUUUUAAUACUAUAAUAUUAUCAUUGAGUUACGAGGCAAUUUUAAAUUGAGAUAUUUACUGUAAGAGUAAAAAUAUUAUUUCAUCUUUGUGUCUUUGUCUUACGCUCUUAGGCUAAAAUGUUUGCUUACAUUUUAUGUUAUUGUUUCCAAUGCUCGUAAUCUAAGUAGGUAUCUAACUAUAAACUAUGUGAUAAAACAAUGUUUGUUGAACAUUAUAACUCAUCGAAUUAAAGUCGUGCCCGUGAUUCAUUAAAAUUAUUACAAAUCUACUUUGAAACAGCAGCAAUCGCCAAUCAGUCAUUUACAAGAAUUAUAUGGAUUAUUAAUAUGAAAUCGUACAUUCAUUUAUCCUAUUUUUGUGUGCUUUUGGUAAAAAUAAACAUAAUCACCGCUCAAAAAUAUGAUUGUGGGUACUGCCAGCCGGAACAAGUUCAUAUUGCAUUUGGAUCCAAAAGUAACGACAUAGUUGUAACAUGGACCACAUUCAACGACACGCACGAGUCGCGUGUGCAGUACGGUGCCGGAGCGCUGGACGAAGAGGCGAGCGGUGGCCGGAGCCGCUUCGUGGACGGCGGACGACUGCGCAGGAGCAUGUGGAUACAUCGCGUCACGCUGGCGGAUCUCCGAUACGAUACUAAAUAUGUGUACCACGCGGGGUCAGUGUACGGCUGGUCGGAGAAGUUCUCGUUCAAGACUCCGCCGCGAGGGGAUCAGUGGAUGGUGCGCGCUGCCAUCUACGGAGACAUGGGCAACAAGAAUGCACACUCACUGUCGUACUUGCAAGACGAGGCGGAGCGCGGCCACUUCGACGUGAUCCUCCACGUGGGAGACUUCGCGUAUGACAUGGACACAGACAACGCGCUGGUGGGCGACGAGUUCAUGCGCCAGAUACAGCCCCUGGCCGCCCUGGUACCCUACAUGACCUGUCCCGGCAAUCACGAAGCUGCUUAUAACUUCAGCAACUACAGGAGCCGGUUCUCGAUGCCUGGCCCCUACGAAAGCAUGUUCUACAGCUUCGACCUGGGCCCCGUGCACUUCGUGUCUAUCUCCACCGAGUACUACUACUUCCUGGAGUUCGGGCUCAAGAUGCUCUCCACUCAGUUCCAGUGGCUGGACCGAGAUCUUCGCGAAGCGAAUAAACCGGAAAACAGAGCGCGCCACCCAUGGAUUAUCUUGUACGGUCACCGGCCCAUGUACUGCAGCAACUCGGACGACAUCGACUGUAGCGUGGAGUACACCAGGAAGGGGCUGCCAUUGUUCGGGGCGUUCAGUCUGGAGCCUCUGCUGCAGCAGUACGGAGUGGACGUGGUGAUCUGGGCGCACGAGCACUCGUACGAGCGAACCUGGCCUCUCUACGACUCCAAGGUGUACAACGGAUCAGUCGACCAGCCCUACCGCAACCCUGGCGCAACAGUUCACUUGGUCACGGGGUCGGCUGGCUGCCAGGAAGGCCGGGACCGUUUCAAACAUGAGGGGAUGCCGUGGUCCGCGUUCAGGUCCCAGGACUACGGCUACACCAGGUUCAAGGCGUACAAUGACACCCAUCUCAACUUCGAGCAGGUAUCGGUCGACCUUGGCGGCCAAGUCAUUGAUCAAUUCUGGCUCAUCAGAAAUAUCAGCAGAAUCCCAACAAUUACACACGACCGACGCACCUAUCUACACUGAUAAUAAAAUAAGUGCCUGUAUGAAAACUUUUUAACCAAACAUUUUACUAGUGGGAGGCUCCUUUGCACAGGAUGCCGCGGCCGGCUAGAUUAUGGGUACCACAACGGCGCCUAUUUCUACCGUGAAGCAGUAAUGUGUAAGCAUUACUGUGUUUCGGUCUGAAGGGCACCGUAGCUAGUGAAAUUACUGGGCAAAUGAGACUUAACAUCUUAUAUCUCAAGGUGACGAGCGCAGUUGUAGUGCCGCUCAGAAUUUUUUGGGUUUUUCAAGAAUCCUGAGCGGCACUGCAUUGUAAUGGGCAGGGCGUAUCAAUUACCAUCAGCUAGACGUCCUGCUCGUCUCGUCCCUUAUUUUCAUGAAGAAAAAAAAACACUGUGACCACUUAAAAGGUACCGUACGCUCGUUCUUCCUCCUUUUCCAUAAAAAAAGAACACUUGAAAUAGUCCUUUUUCAAAGACAGUGGGUAGAAACGUGAUAAUUGGGCACCAAGAGGGUAAAUUUAUCGUCGUUUCGAAUAAGUAUUAAAUAUAUUGUUAUCUAGCACCAAUGCAAUGGUACAGGCUGUGCGGCAAAUUAUUACCUGUAAGUAACAUCAGCUUAUUAUGGUUUUUAGGAGGACAUACCAGCAUGUAGGUACAUCCAAGUGGUGGGGGUGGAAUUUACGGUGUACAAAAUCUGCGGGGUACAUUAUGAAACUUUUAAUAUAAACUGUUUCUUAUUUUUCCAUUUCAUCACAGCUGUAUAACAAUAUAGUCAAUUUAUUGCCGAGGGUGAAAAAAGAUAUUUAAUGAAACAAUAAACAAUAUUUUUAUUUUAAUAAACACAAAUAAAAAGAGCGCGCGGGUCUCUCCCUAGUAGGUAUGUACCUGGGCCUUUCCGGUCAUACAAUAGUGUUGAAGUUACAUUUAACCAUAAAUCAUUAUCAGCUGUAAUAUCUAGUGUGCUGCCUGUACAGUGACAGGCGGAUAACAGGAUGAAUAUAAUAGGUAGCUUCCCUGGUAAUACUUCAAAAUUAACAAAAACCUUUAUCAAAUCUAAUAAAAUAUAAGAAUAUAUACUUACUGGGUGGCCGAGAAGUUGACGUCCAAAGCUAAAAUUUGAAUUUGGCUCAUUUUAUUGGCCAAUGUUCUGGGAAGUUUUUAAAAAUAGAAGUCAUAGGCUCCCAAUAGGUAAAUUUAUUUAUUUUUUGAUACCUCGGAACAUUUUCAUGAAUUUAGCUGGAGCAGUUAUCUUGAACUUACGACUCAAUUUCUAAACUAGUUCCGCACUGUCUAAACUAUUCAUAGUUUCUUAUGUGGUUAUUGCAACUGUAGUAAAUAAUUAUCAACAAUAAAAUUAACUAAAAGUGUUCAAAAAAAUUAGAAAAAAGUCCUAAACCACAAUUACGCGAAAGCGGAUAAAAGGGGAAAAAAAUCAUUAUCUCCUAAACUACGCAAAAUCGUAGAACAUACAUAGAUUCGGAUACUCAUCACUAUGAGGCUUUUAAAUUUUAGCUUUGGACGUCAACUUCUCGGCCACCCUGUAUAACAAAAUAUGUUUGCAGAGCACUACACCCAGAGUCUUUGCCCCACAGUCCCUUUUACCAACUUACAGGUACGGUUGUUAGUUUAAUUAACUAAUACAUUAUUCAUACUCUAUACGAAAAUAAAUUGAAACAGAAAUAAAACGAACCUUAGUCUAAAUUAACUAAUUAUUCAUAAAAUAAACUUACAUAUUUGUCAUUAAUUUUUUUUAUUAAA